UGUUGUAGACAAUAAUUUACAGACAUCAAGAUUUUAAAAUUGGUAUGACAAAAUUUAUUACCAGGACAGAUGAAAUUGUGCUUAGAAAAAAACACAAGUUCUUUAAAUACACCCUGAAUCUAGAAAUUUGUUUCUAGUCUCAAGAGAAAAAUACUGAAGUCCUCUUCUUGCCACAGGAAAUAACACUUAAUUUUAAUAUUUUAAAAAUCUAGAAACCAGGAAACUGAUUUCUAGUACCACCUUAGGCAAGAAAAACUAGCUGGGUGACUUUGAGCAGUCUCUCUCAGCAUAUUUUACCUCACACAUAUAUUCUAUGUCGGGGGUCCUCAACCUUGGCAACUUUAAGACUUGUGGACUUCAACACCCAGAAUUCUGGGAGGUGGUCCACAAGUUUUAAAGUUGCCAAGGUUGUGGACCCGUUCUAUGUGCUACAUCAUUGUUAUACUUUGGGGUAAAGAUGAGCUGACAAAGAGAAAUAUGAAUUUUGAGGGAGUUAACUGCAUUUCAAGAAGGAGCAGGUAGGAAAUGAAAAAAUGUUCUCUCUAGUUCUCCAGUUCUCUGGGCCAUCUUUGGUGGCCUAGAGCACAUUUAUUCUGUGCAUAUGAUUAACUGAUUAUGGACUAUUAAGUCAUUGUCAACUCUCAGGAUGAUCUGUUCCUAACUUGAUCUUUCAGGUCUUGCCUAUACACGUACUGCAUGGCCAAUAAGCUAGGAUAGUUAACCUGCCUGGAGAGAAUAGUUGUCCAUUGUCUACGGAAACAAUGAAAGUUUGGGGGUCCUUGGUGCUCCCUGAGCUUGUUUUUUUUUUUUUUUUUUUUUUUUUUUUUUGCAGCGGUUUCAUUACCCAACUAGGUGACCGUCUGUAAGAAAACAAACCAAGCUCAGAGAACACGAAGGAACCCCACAGUUCAAUCCUGACCUACAACUAUUGUCUUCUAUUGCUUCAGUAAAAGUUAUUUAAAAGCCCAGAAAAUUUGGACAGCAGAAUAUUUGCUCUUUUUGCCUCCUACCAAUCAGAUUCAUUUCGGGAGCGUCAGUGAGAAGCGACUCCCUUUUUCCAAGAGCGCCUCUUGCAGUAUAGAAAACGCUCAGUCCAGAUCACGGCCUCUCCAACAAACAAAGCGGUAGUCCGGAUCCGGAAGCUGCGGCUGGAGAGGGAGGUCCUGGGGUUGGUGCAGCCCCGACGGAGGUAGCGUGGCCGGCUGCUGUGUCCGGGGCGGAGCCGGUCAGAUCCCUCCUUCGCUUGCUUUUCAUCCGGCUGCGCCGCCUCUUUCAUGUCCGGCCAAGAAGGCGAGGGGGAGGAUGCGCGCGCGUCGGCAGCGGCCAGAGCAGGCGGGCAUCCGAGAACCCCGGGGUGCUCAAUUGUUCCGCUGAUGCGCGCCAAGGAGCCGGGGGCCGCGGCAGGCCCCGCUUGAACCACCACAAGUGAGGAACGAGGAAGGAACAGGAGAACCGGAACCUCCCGGACCAUGAGACUCCGCAUCUACAAGCGCAAAGUGGUGGCGCUGCUGCUGGUCUUGGGCGCCGCCGCCGCCUGUGCCUUAGUGCUUUGGGGAGGGACAAGCGAGGCCGGCGGCGGCAGCGGCAGCAACAGCAGCAAACGGGAAGAACCCGCGUCUUCGCCGCCGCUCCUGGGAGAUCGACCGUUGCCACCGGCGGUUACCACCAACAGCCUUCCAGUUAACGGGCGUCAUUCCAAUUCGUCUUGGAUAUCGCGGGAAGAAGCGCCGGGGCUGAAUCGCACCCUGCACUACCGGUCUCUGGUGUACCGACUCAACUUUGAUCAGCCGAUUCGCAACGAGGCGCGUUGGCGGCCCGGCGCCGCCGGCCCCGGAGAAGUGGCCGUGGCGCUGGUGGUGCAGGUGCAUGAGCGCACCGAGCACCUCCGGAUCCUGUUGGACUCGCUGCGACGCGCGACAGGCGUGGAAAAAGUGCUCCUCGUGCUUAGCCAUGACGUGUGGUCCGCCGAGUUGAAUGCGCUGGCUUCUUCCGUGGACUUCUGCGCUGUCCUGCAGAUUUUCUUUCCGUUCAGCUUGCAGCUCUAUCCGGGCGAAUUCCCAGGCACGGACCCACGCGAUUGUCCACGCGACGUGGGCCAAGCGGCAGCGCUGCGAAUGAGCUGCCUCAACGCCCACUACCCCGAUGCCUUUGGCCAUUACCGUGAGUCUAGUUUCACCCAAACCAAACACCACUGGUGGUGGAAGCUUCACUUUGUGUGGGAGAGGGUGCGUGCUCUGCGGGAGCACCCAGGCUUGGUGGUCUUCUUGGAGGAGGACCACUACCUGGCCCCUGACUUCUUCCAUGUUCUGCAACGCCUCUGGGCCCUGAGACAGCGUGACUGCCCUGAGUGCCAGUUGCUGUCCUUGGGCACUUAUGCCACUGUGCACGGCAGCUUUGCUGGCCGGGCUGACAAGGUGGAAUUGAAGACAUGGAAGUCCACAGAGCACAACAUGGGCAUGGUGUUUGCUAGGGACACUUACCAGCAACUGAUUGGCUGCACUGAUGCCUUCUGCACCUAUGAUGAUUACAACUGGGACUGGACUCUUCAGCAUUUGACUGUAGGAUGCCUUCCUCAUUUCUGGAAGGUGCUGGUUCCAGAGAUCCCUCGAAUCUUCCACACUGGUGACUGUGGCAUGCACCACAAAAAAUCUUGCCAACCCUCUGUUCAGAGUGCCAAAAUAGACUCGCUCUUAAGUAGCAAUCAACAAUACUUAUUUCCUGAAACUGUAACUAUUAGCAAGCGGUACUCAAUGACCCAUUUGAGCCCCCAUGUGAAAAACGGGGGUUGGGGUGAUAUUCGGGACCAUGAACUCUGUAAAAGUUACCGAAGAUUACAGUGAAAGAAGGAACAUUGAGUCUUUAUCUCUGUUGGACUGACUAGUCUUUUAAAUACACAAACAUAAAAUAUUUGGAAUUUGCUUCUAGUUUAACAUGGACAGCAAUGAUUACAGAUGUCAUUUGGUAAUUAAUUUUGGACACUGAAUAAUUAUGUGGAGCAAUGCUCAAAAUAAAAACUAUAAAUGCCUACUUGUUUACUGGAAA
Molecule: messenger RNA, 3042 nt
Organism: Crotalus tigris (Tiger rattlesnake)
Lineage: Eukaryota; Metazoa; Chordata; Lepidosauria; Squamata; Viperidae
Gene: MGAT2
Product: alpha-1,6-mannosyl-glycoprotein 2-beta-N-acetylglucosaminyltransferase
Exons: 1
Coding region: 1470-2840 (456 amino acids)
Biological process (GO): protein N-linked glycosylation; oligosaccharide biosynthetic process
Cellular component (GO): Golgi stack; Golgi membrane
Molecular function (GO): alpha-1,6-mannosylglycoprotein 2-beta-N-acetylglucosaminyltransferase activity
Source: RefSeq, a predicted model, not a curated record